AUGGACCAAGACCAACGGGAGACAGGGUCCGCGGGCACUUCGGGCGAGAAGGAAGCCUUCCUGAGCUCAUCCUGGACAUGCUCGUGGUGCAACGAGGCUGAGGCAUUUGAAAUGCAGCGCUUGGGAGGGGCAGGUAGGAUUUUUGAACUUCCAUACGCACGAUCACUCGCUCCCCACGUGACGGCGGCUUGUGCCAAAGAUGCACUUGGACUUUCAAGCUGUGCAAAGAGCAUAGGCGCUCGCUGCAGUGCGAGGCGCAAAACGCAGGCAAGGCAGUCGCACCCCUACAGUGCCAGAUCUUGGAGCUGCACCAUCCAGCUUCACACGUUUGAAGCCUGA
This is a messenger RNA of Effrenium voratum, 339 nucleotides long. NCBI's taxonomy places the organism in Eukaryota, Dinophyceae, Suessiales, Symbiodiniaceae. The record is from the annotation of a GenBank genome assembly.